AUGCUACUGUCCCACUGCACGGAUAAGAAACUGGCACCGCACGGAAAGGAAGAGGCAGAGCCGGAUUCGGGCCACACAGCCUGCACUCAGCGGCCGACGCCCGGGGCCACCGUGAACUGGGGGAUCUUGGAGGGGCUCCUGAGCGGGGUCAGCAAGUACUCCACAGCCUUCGGGCACAUCUGGCUGUCCCUGGUCUUCAUCUUCCGCGUGCUGGUGUACCUGGUGACGGCCGAGCACGUGUGGAGUGAAGACCACAGGGCCUUUGACUGUGACACCCGCCGGCCGGGCCGCUCUAACGUCUGCUUCGACGAGCUCUUCCCCGUGUCCCACGUGCGCCUCUGGGCCCUGCAGCUCAUCCUGGUCACGUGCCCCUCGCGGCUCGUGGUCAUGCGCGGCUACCGCGAGGCCCGGGAGAAGAAGCACCAACAGGCAGCAGGGAAGAACGGUGGGCGCCUCUACCCGGACCCUGGCAAGAAGCGGGCGCUCUGGUGGACGCACGUCUGCAGCCUGGUGUUCAAGGCUGGCGUAGAUGCUGCCUUCCUCUGCGUGUUCCACUCGUUCUACCCCCAAUACACUCUCCCUCCUGUGGUCACGUGCCACGCGGCUCCGUGUCCCAGUACGGUGGACUGCUUCAUCUCCAAGCCCACGGAGAAGAACAUCUUCACUCUCUUCAUGGUGAUCAUGGCCGUCGUUUGCACCGUGUUCAACCUGGUGGAGCUGGACUACCUGGUGAGCAAGAGGUGCUGGGAGUGCCUGCUGGCGAGGAAAGCCCGGUCCAUGGGCCUGGGCCACCGGCGCAACGGGGCCACCUUUUCCUCCAAACAGGACGACCUCUGCUUGGGCGACCUCAUCUUUCUGGGCUCAGACGCUCCCCCUCCUCUCUUACCAGACCACCCUUGAGACCACAUGAAGAAAACCAUCCUGAGAGGGGCUGCCUGGUCAGGCCUGGGUUGGAAGCACCCGGCUGCCAAGCUGCAGCCUUGCGGGUGGGAGCGCUGUGCGGGGAGUGGGGACAGGCAAGAGGGAGGGUCCGACGACCUGGGUUCAGAUCCCUUUUCCCCAGCUCCUGCCGCCUGA
This is a messenger RNA of Kogia breviceps (pygmy sperm whale), 1077 nucleotides long. RefSeq names its product gap junction protein beta 5 (gene GJB5). Gene Ontology annotation, cellular component: connexin complex. Gene Ontology annotation, biological process: cell-cell signaling. Gene Ontology annotation, molecular function: gap junction channel activity. The record is from RefSeq and is a predicted model, not a curated record. NCBI's taxonomy places the organism in Eukaryota, Metazoa, Chordata, Mammalia, Artiodactyla, Physeteridae.